Molecule: messenger RNA, 994 nt
Organism: Brassica oleracea var. oleracea
Lineage: Eukaryota; Viridiplantae; Streptophyta; Magnoliopsida; Brassicales; Brassicaceae
Product: bidirectional sugar transporter SWEET14-like
Exons: 6
Coding region: 102-920 (272 amino acids)
Biological process (GO): carbohydrate transport
Cellular component (GO): membrane
Molecular function (GO): sugar transmembrane transporter activity
Source: RefSeq, a predicted model, not a curated record
CUCAAUUAGAGCUGUCAAGGGUUAAAGAUCUCCUCUUGUUUCCUUACUCAUUUAUUCGAUAGUCUCAUUCAACUCGAGAGAUCAUUCACAAAACGAUCAAAAUGGCUCUAAACGUAUUGGCAUUUACAUUUGGAAUCAUGGGCAACAUCAUAUCGUUCAUCGUGUUCUUGGCACCAGUGCCAACUUUUGUUAGGAUCUGCAAGAAAAAAUCGACAGAAGGCUUUCAAUCACUUCCCUAUGUGUCAGCGCUCUUUAGUGCGAUGCUAUGGAUUUACUACGCUAUGCAAAAAGAUGGAUCAGGCUUCCUCCUGAUUACCAUAAACUCUGUGGGAUGUUUUAUCGAAACCAUCUACAUUGUCCUCUUCAUAACAUAUGCUAACAAGAAAGCAAGAAUAUCAACUUUGAAGGUUCUUGGGCUCUUGAAUUUCUUGGGGUUUGCCGCUAUUAUUCUUGUAUGUGAGCUAUUGACCAAAGGAUCAAACCGUGAGAAAGUCCUUGGAGGGAUUUGCGUCGGAUUUUCCGUUUGCGUCUUCGCAGCUCCUUUGAGCAUCAUGAGAGUGGUGAUACGAACAAAGAGUGUGGAGUUUAUGCCCUUCUCUCUAUCAUUGUUUCUUACCCUCAGUGCCAUUACAUGGCUCUUCUACGGUCUUGCUAUUAAAGACUUCUACGUUGCGCUUCCAAAUAUAAUGGGUGCGUUUCUCGGAGCAGUUCAAAUGAUUCUUUACAUCAUAUACAAGUACUACAAAGCUCCAAAAACUGAUGACACAGAGAAACCCAAAACGGUGUCGGAUCACUCAAUCAAUAUGGUCAAGCUUGCAUCAAAUCCACUUUCCGGUGAUUUGAAGGCUCCUCCUCAAAUUCCUGGUGGUGAUUUAGAGGGUCAGAUUGAAAAGGAAAUGGCAAACCAAAUCCAAGCCUAAGUAGUUUUUGUAUUAGUGAUUUUAUCGGUGUUGUACUGUUGAGUCGUGUUUCACUAUAGAUUGUAUUUGGCGCA